Photinus pyralis (common eastern firefly) is the source of this 2120-nucleotide messenger RNA. RefSeq names its product probable cytochrome P450 303a1 (gene Cyp303a1). Gene Ontology annotation, biological process: xenobiotic metabolic process. Lineage: Eukaryota; Metazoa; Arthropoda; Insecta; Coleoptera; Lampyridae. Gene Ontology annotation, cellular component: cytoplasm; intracellular membrane-bounded organelle. The transcript is spliced from 4 exons. Bases 594 to 2075 code for a protein of 493 amino acids. The record is from RefSeq and is a predicted model, not a curated record. Gene Ontology annotation, molecular function: oxidoreductase activity, acting on paired donors, with incorporation or reduction of molecular oxygen, reduced flavin or flavoprotein as one donor, and incorporation of one atom of oxygen; iron ion binding; heme binding.
GCUUUACUGGGGGGGGGGGGGGGGGUAUGGGAUAGCCCUCAGACCCCCCGGUGUUGUUUUACCAAAACGUUUACAACUUGUGCUUGUUCUAUGAUGAUUUUUUAAGGAGGACCAUUGAUAAGCAUUUUUGGGGACAGGGUGGCACCGGGGGGUAUGGAGUAGCCCAUAGCAAAGAAGGUUUUGAUGGUCCACCAUGACUGUGAGAAUCGUUCAAAAACUAUCCAUAAAGAGACACGAAAUUUAUACCAUAGAUUCAAAAAAACAGAAACAUUAAAAGCACUAAGUGGGCCACAAGGCUCCCAAAUCAAUUCAUUUGUCGAGCAAGACAAUGAAACCACUAGUCACCCACUUCUUGAAAGAGUCAAAUGGGGAAGACUUACACAAUUACCCAACUUGCAAAAUUUACAAAAUAAUAUUUGUAUUUCAAAUUACAUAAGCCUACUUAUGAAUUGUAGCCGAAGAGGGGAUCGUGUUACCUUAUAUUAAGGAGCAAAAACUUCCUUGGCGACUUGUGUUGAACGUGCGUGUCUUUUAAGGGUGUUCCGUUACAGUUUCCUGCUCCAUCGCAGAAUUACGAAGCUCUCCCGAAAAGAAUGUGGGUUAUUUCGGCGAUCCUAAUCGUCGCGAUACUGGGACUGCUGGCGUACCUGGAUACGAGGAAGCCGAAAAAUUUUCCCCCAGGUCCCAGAUGGUACCCGAUCAUCGGAUGCGCGUGGCAGCUGAGCAAGCUGCGGAAGGCGACCGGGUGUCUGGCGAAGACGACGGGAGAGUUGGCGGCGAAGUACGGACCGGUCGUGGGGGUGCGGGUGGGUACCGAUCGCAUCGUCUUCGCCUACGGCUAUGACGCGAUCCACGAGUUCACCACGAGGGAUGAGUUCAACGGGAGACCGGAUGGAAUAUUCUACAGGACCAGGACGUGGGGGCAGCGGCGCGGCGUCCUCCUGACCGACGGGGAAUUUUGGGUGGAUCAACGCAAAUUCGUAUUGCGCCAGCUGCGCGAGUUUGGGUUCGGCAAGAAGAGCAUGUCCGACAUGAUCCAAGGCGAAGGGAGCGCGAUGGUCGAAAACAUCAAGAAGAAGAUCGAGGACACCGGUGGAGCUUGCGUUCUUCGCAUGGACGACCUGUUUGGCAUCCACGUUCUGAACACUCUUUGGACCAUGGUGUCUGGGAACAAGUGCACCUCAGACGACAAGGAGAUACGCAGUCUGCAGGUGAUUCUAACCGAGUUGCUCGCAAAGGUCCACAUGGACGGCGCCUUAUUUAGUCACUACCCCAUCUUGCGACACCUUUGCCCAGAUUACUCUGGGUACACCAUGUUCCAUGGGGUCCACAAGCGGAUGUGGAGGUUUUUCGCGUUGGAAAUUCAGAAACUGAAAGCGACGUACAAUCCGUACGAUCUUCGCGGUUUCAUAGACGUCUACUUGAAGAUGCUGCACUCUCCGGAGAGGAAGGAGAGCUUCACCGAAGGGCAGUUACUGGCAAUUUGCGUGGAUCUCUUCGUCGCCGGCUCCGAAACCACGACCAAGACCCUUGGCUUCGCGUUUCUCUACCUCAUUCUUUACCCGGACGUUCAAAGGAAGGCGCAGGAAGAAAUAGACAGGGUCAUCGGUAGAAAUCGUCUGCCGAACCUGAACGAUCGCCCACAUUUGCAGUACGUAGAGUGUGUCGUCUUGGAAUCGCUGCGUAUGUUCGGCUGUCGCGCUUUUAUUAUUCCACACAGAGCGAGCAAGGACGCCUAUCUCAGCGGAUACCUGAUACCAAAGGAUACGAUAAUACUGGGAAGUCUGCAGAGCACCCUUCUGGACGGAGGUUGGGCUAACCCCGAAAUUUUCGAUCCGGAACGGUACAUCAAGAACGGCAGCAUAGAAGUGCCCGAUCGCUUCAUACCGUUCGGGUUCGGCAAGCACCGAUGUAUGGGCGAAACGUUGGCGCGGGCCAACGUCUUUUUAAUCAUCGCGUGUCUGCUUCAAACCUUCAAUUUUACGGCCCUGCCCAGCGAGCCUCCCACGACCGAUUUCAUCGACGGAGUCACGCCCGGACCGAAACCGUUUAAGGCGUUAGUUACACUUAGAUAGUAGGUAUAGUCUUGUUAUAAAAAAAAUAAAAUGUGAUCUCUAAUA